UUCUAGUUUUCUAUUAAUUAUUUGCAACAAUUUAAGUAAAGGAAAUUUGCAAUUAACGAUUAGAAAACCGAUCAUUUGAAUGAAAGUGAUUUUUGAUAAUAAUUUUAAUGUAAAGAAAUUAAAAUUUAAUUGUGAUUACUGAAUUGGUUCAUUAACUUUCACUUAAUUUUCAUUUUCAUUAUGGUUAAUAAAUUGAUUGAUUAUCAAAUUGUUUGCAGGUAAAAAUCAUCAAUUAAUUAGUCUAAUCAACUGUGAAUCUUUAAUUGUUGUUGAUCAAUUUCUGGUGAAUGUCAUUAAGUUUAUUUCAUACGAUUGAUUUAAUUGUUUUAAACUUGUGUUGAUUGUUUUAUAAAAAUGAUCGUCAGUUAAUUAAUUGAGAUGAGGUGGGAAGAGUGAAAAUUAACAAUUGAAAAGGUUAAUUAGUUAAUUGUUGGAGAAAUGAAAAAGAAAGAGUGAAAUUUAAGCAAAAGAGGAAGUAUCUUUUUCUUGGUUGGUUUUUAAUUGCUCAAAUUAAUUAUUAGUUUAUCGACUAAAUUCAAUUUCAUCUAAAAAGGAUUGGAUUAAAUCAAUCAAAUUAAUAAUUAAUCCGUGACGAGAAGAUGAAGAGAGUCAGUGAGAGAUAAUAUUGAUCAAAUUAAUUCACCGAACAAUCAAAAAUCAGUUGAUCAUUUCAUGUCAAUUCUGAUUGUGAUCAUCAUUGGAUUAACUUUAUUGUUUGAAUUAAGUCUUAAUCUUUAUUAUUGUUGAUUCUUAAUACAUUUCAUGAUGGAGUCUCUAGUAACCAGAGUGAACCUUUUACUUGGCUUAAUCUCAAUUGUAUCCGCUGGUGGAUUGCAUUUGGAUUUUGGUGUUAAUCUGCCGCCAUUCGUGCUUCAUAUGCCUCGAUUUAAUUUACCUCCGAUUAAAAUUGCGGCCACUUUUAAACCAUCAACUGGUUCAUCGCCUUUUGCAAUUAAAUUUCCAGGGAUUUCGAUAGCAACUAAUCAGGGAAAUCAACAAGAUUCUUGGUGGAAUCAAAAUCAAGCUUGGCCAGAACCUGAACCAGAAGUUGAACCAUAUCCAGAAUCUGAACCUGAACCUGAACCAGAACCAGAAAGUGAACCUGAACCCGAACCUGAAUAUCAUCACAAUUCACAUCAUUCUUAUGAUCCUUGGGGUAAAUCAUCAGUUAAAUCAAUUCAGCACAAAGAUUCCUGGGCUUCUAGAGGUCGAUUGAUUGAAGGAAAUGGAAACAAUCAGAAACAUUUACCUCAACAUAUUUACAUGAAACAACAAUCAACUAAAUCAUCAGUUCUUACAAACGCUCAACAAUUUGCUCGUCAAAAGAGUAUUGUUAACAAUCAUAUGUCAGCUCUUCGUGGAUCAUCAUCUUCCCAAUCAUCAUCAUCAUCAUCUCUUCCUUCAUCACCAUUAAUUGAUAAAUCACCACCAACUCCCGCUGAAGUUGAUUCCUGGUUAAAUCAGAUGAAAUCAAUCAACACUCUUGACAAUCAAUAUCAACUCUCAAAUCCAAUGGACUAUGAUAGACGACGAUCAUCAAAUUCCCAUAUAACCAAACCAUAUACUCCACCAAUUAAUCCUAAAUCAGGAAAAAUUGACCGAUCACAAUCUCACCCAACAGCUACAAUUAAAAUUUCUAAUCAAAACAAUUUACUCUCAAAUCAACCUGUUAACCAAAUUAACCAACAACAACAAAAAUAAUCACCAACAAAACAACAACAAGUGAAUCUUUAUAAAUAAUUUGAUAUUGUAAAUAACUGGAUUACGUUGAUUAUAUCAAUUAGAGAGAGAAUUUAAUUGUUGAAGAG
Molecule: messenger RNA, 1808 nt
Organism: Panonychus citri (citrus red mite)
Lineage: Eukaryota; Metazoa; Arthropoda; Arachnida; Trombidiformes; Tetranychidae
Product: clumping factor B-like
Exons: 3
Coding region: 763-1701 (312 amino acids)
Source: RefSeq, a predicted model, not a curated record